Molecule: messenger RNA, 1409 nt
Organism: Spodoptera exigua (beet armyworm)
Lineage: Eukaryota; Metazoa; Arthropoda; Insecta; Lepidoptera; Noctuidae
Source: the annotation of a GenBank genome assembly
AUUUUCUUAAUCAUUCGCCAUUCGACCACUUGUCAAUGUUGUCAAUAGUGCGGCGAGUGAGUGUGCGGAAAAUUUGUGAUUAAAUUCUUAUUUUAAUUAAACAAGUAACUUAUUGCAUUUAUUUUAAAACAUUCGAGGUUAUUUGUAAGGAUUUAAUCAUUCCUAUAUAGGUGUCAGUCAACAAAAUGCUACAAUCUAUUUGUCGAAAUGUCUUUUCUCGGGUGUCGAGGACGAUGUCGUAUGCCACUCGUACCAGUCAGGAAGAGGUCGUUAAACCGAAAACAGCUAUAGUCAUGUUGAAUAUGGGCGGUCCUACCAAUAUAGACCAGGUAGGAGAUUACCUAUUCAGAAUCAUGACGGAUCGUGACAUGAUACAGUUGCCUGUUCAGAGUAAACUAGGACCCUGGAUAGCGUCCAGACGUACUGAGGAUGUGCAAAAGAAAUAUAUGGAGAUUGGAGGCGGAUCCCCUAUACUGAAGUGGACUAAUAGCCAGGGGAGCCUUUUAGCCGAGGCUUUGGACAAAUUACACCCAGAGACGGCUCCACACAAGCAUUACGUGUGCUUCAGAUAUGUCCCACCGUUCACCAACGACGCUUUCACUGCUAUUGAGAAGGACGGCGUGGAAAGAGCUGUGAUAUUUUCCCAGUACCCACAAUACAGUUGUGCCACAACGGGGUCUAGUUUGAAUGCCAUCGCAGACUUUUACAAGAACAGGAGUAUACCGAAAAACAUAAAAUUCAGUCUAAUAGAAAGAUGGGCCACGCACCCGCUACUAGCCAAAGUAUUCGCAGAGCGAAUCAAGGAGAAACUAGAUGUAUUCGAUCCUGAAGUCAGAGACGAUGUUGUUAUAUUGUUCACGGCGCAUAGUCUGCCGUUAAAGGCGGUAUCUCGUGGCGAUACAUACCCCCAUGAGGUAGCGGCGACGGUAGCCAACACGAUGUUACAAUUAAAUGUGAAGAAUCCAUACCGUCUGGUCUGGCAGUCAAAAGUUGGUCCGUUGCCAUGGUUACAACCGUAUACGGAUGAUGCUAUUAAGGCGUAUGCGAAACAAGGACGCAAGAAUCUACUGUUGGUGCCCAUAGCGUUCGUUAAUGAACAUAUAGAAACGUUGCACGAGUUAGAUAUUGAAUACUGCCACGAUAUUGCUAAAGAGGCUGGUAUUACACGCAUAGAGAGGGCGGCAACACCGAAUGCUCAUCCCACUUUCAUAUCGGCGUUAGCUGAUAUUGUAGUGCAACAUUUAGCCGGCCAAGAAAAAGUAUCCAAACAAUUUUUAACAAGAUGCCCACACUGUGUAAGCGAAAGGUGUCACAAAUCAAAGGAAUUCUUCAAAGAACUAUGUGCAGGAGAUGUUGCCAUAGAUACAAAUAAUAUUAAAAGCCAAGAGUCCCAGCUAAAUGUCAAAUAA